Molecule: messenger RNA, 939 nt
Organism: Geodia barretti
Lineage: Eukaryota; Metazoa; Porifera; Demospongiae; Tetractinellida; Geodiidae
Source: the annotation of a GenBank genome assembly
AUGGUAAUCGUCGAGGGCGGAAGUAAAUCAGCGCUACAACCGGUAAUUAUCGACACUGACAUCGGCUCUGACAUUGACGACAGUUUCGCCAUUGCGCUCGCUCUCCAGAGCUCAGAGCUCCUGGACGUGCAGCUGAUCGUUACGUGCACCGACGACACGACCGCCCGCGCAAAGAUCGCCGCGAAGCUGCUGACGAUUGCCGGACAGGACAGCGUCCCGAUUGGAAUCGGACAGGCCAACGCCAACGAAACUGUUCACACGCUGUGGGGCUGGGCGCAGGACUUUAACCUGUCCGAGUAUAAGGGAGGAGUGUACGAAGAUGGGGUCGACCAGAUGGCAAAGAUCAUUCUGGCUUCAGAGACAGUGGUGGAUAUCAUUGCCAUUGGGCCAAUGACCAAUUUCCCCCUCCUCCUGCAGAAAUAUCCCGGGGUGGUGAAGAAUGCUCGGAUCAGAGCAAUGGCCGGCUCCAUAUACCGAGGCUAUGACAACUCUACAACACCGGCAAGAGAGUACAACGUCAUGAUGUGCCCCUACUGUAUGGAGCUGUUGCUCCAGGCUGGCUGGAACGUGAGCGUAACUCCACUGGACACAUGUGGCACCACCACACUACCUCCACAGUACUCCGACCUCUUUAUUGCAGCCUCAAAUAGCUGGAGCCUUGCCCUGAGCUCAUCUCUUCUCUACUUCUGCACUGUCCUCCAAUGCAAUCUAAACGAGGCCACCAGCCCUCUGUACGAUACUGUGGCCACCCUACUCACACUCCCUAAUGCCGGGAACUUCAUCGAUUUAAAGAUGCUAAAUCUCAGAGUCACUAGCGAUGGAUAUACAGUGAUAGAUGACAGGGAAGGCACCCCAACCCAGGUCGCUCUCUACUGGAACAAAGACCUUGUUGGCCUAAACCAGUACAGGAUGUUUUUGGUCAGCGCUCUAAGUGCAUAG